Molecule: messenger RNA, 4578 nt
Organism: Silurus meridionalis
Lineage: Eukaryota; Metazoa; Chordata; Actinopteri; Siluriformes; Siluridae
Gene: pik3r1
Product: phosphoinositide-3-kinase, regulatory subunit 1 (alpha)
Biological process (GO): phosphatidylinositol phosphate biosynthetic process; insulin receptor signaling pathway
Cellular component (GO): phosphatidylinositol 3-kinase complex
Molecular function (GO): protein binding; 1-phosphatidylinositol-3-kinase regulator activity
Source: RefSeq, a predicted model, not a curated record
AGCCUGGGAAUCGGUUCGAUUUCGUGCCGAAGCCACUCGGGCGGAGUCGCGGUGAUUACAGAGCGCACGGCUCGGGAGUUCGGACAAUUUGUGUUAACAAAGAAAAGAAAGAAAGAAAGAAAGGCGAAUUUGGACUGGGAUUUUAAUUUGACGCGUUAUUUUGGUAUUCGAAGUGGAUUUUCGGUUAAACUCGAGCUUCGUGCGCGUUGGGACACAGCUAUCUUUGUCGAGCUAACGCGGCUAGUUGCGGUUAGCUGCACUUUUUUUCUUACGGGAAGGAAAGGAUUUUUCUCGGCCCUGCUUGGACGAGACUCCAUAUAAGUUCCUAAAGUGGCGUUUGCGCUGGCCAAAGCUCUGGAGCAGACCUGAUGGAAACAGUAUGUCUAAAGCGCCAUGAGGCUCCUCUAGACCACUGGAGAAUCAGUUUCACAUAAAUAAUCGGACUAUUGCUGGAGGACGACUGCAGCAUGGUAUUGUAUUGAGUCGCUAGGGUUCCAAGAGCUAGUUUUCAUCACAGGGAACACCAGAUCUUGGUGCUGCUCCUACAAGUGGUUUGUUAAAGUAAGUGUAAGGUUGAGGUGUAAAACCUUGCGUAUUUUGAGGAAUUUUGUUCUCUAAGAUACAAGAUGAGUGCAGAAGGAUAUCAGUACAGAGCACUAUAUGACUAUAAGAAGGAGAGGGAGGAGGACAUUGACCUGCACGUUGGGGACAUACUCGUAGUGAGUAAAGGUGCCCUGUUAGCACUCCGUUACGAUGAAGCAGCGGCCGAGAGGCCAGAGGAGAUCGGCUGGCUGCCCGGGUAUAAUGAGAUGACUCAGGAAAAGGGGGACUUCCCUGGUACCUAUGUGGAGUUCAUUGGGAGGAAGAAGAUUUCUCCUCCGACCCCAAAGCCACGACCUCCCAGGCCUCUUCCCCUGGCACCCAGAUCGGCCAAAAGCGACUCGGACUCUGAGCAAGGAGGUCCAAGCACUUUGCCGGAUCUGACCGAGCAGUUCGCACUUCCAGACAUGGCCCCGCCCAUGCUGCUCAAACUGCUGGAGGCCAUCGAGAGGAAAGGUCUGGACAACCCCAAUCUCUACAGAAACUUCACUGCUGGAGGUGGCCUCGAUGUACGGCAGUGUUUCGACCCCGACGGCCAGCCCAUGGACAUGGAGCAGCUCGACCUGCAGAUGCUGUGCGAUUGUCUGAGACGAUACCUGCUGGAUUUGCCUCAGCCGGUGAUUCACUCUGCAAUCUCUACUGAGAUGGUACACAUUGCUCAAGAGGUUCAGGCCAUGGAGGAUUGUGCAGAACACUUGCGGAGGGUUGCUGGUUCCUCAAUUUUGCCAACACAGUACUGGCUGACGUUGCAGUGCCUGCUGAGGCACCUCGCCCGUGUGUGCCAGGCUUCGGCCGCCAACCUGCUGAACGCUCGCGCCCUUGCCGAAAUCUUCAGCCCUGUCCUAUUCCGGCAGCAGGCAACCAGCUGUGAGCCCAGUCCUGAGUUGCACAUUAGGAUUGUUGAAGUGCUGGUGACCAGUGAAUGGAGCAGCAACCAGGCAGCUCCAGCACUACCUCCAAAACCACCCAAACCAAUCCCUGUCACUAACAACGGUAUGAACAACAAUAUGGCUCUACAGGAUGCCGAAUGGUACUGGGGGGACAUUUCAAGGGAGGAGGUCAACGAGAAGUUAAGAGAUACAGCUGAUGGAACAUUUUUGGUUCGUGACGCCUCCACCAAAAUGCACGGAGACUACACCCUCACACUGAGGAAAGGCGGUAACAACAAGCUGAUCAAAAUCUUCCAUCGCGAUGGGAAGUACGGUUUCUCAGACCCUUUGACUUUUAACUCUGUGGUUGAGCUGAUCAAUCAUUAUCGGCACGAAUCCCUCGCCCAAUACAACCCCAAACUAGAUGUGAAGCUGCUGUAUCCUGUGUCCAAGCACCAACAGGAUCAAGUUGUGAAAGAGGACAACAUCGAAGCCGUGGGCAAGAAGUUGCAAGAAUACCACCUGCAAUUUCAAGAGAAAAACCGGGAGUACGACAGACUGUAUGAGGAGUACACCAGAACGUCACAGGAGAUCCAGAUGAAAAGAACCGCCAUCGAAGCUUUUAAUGAGACCAUCAAGAUCUUUGAGGAGCAAUGCCAGACGCAAGAGCGGUACAGCAAAGAGUACAUCGAGAAGUUUAGGAGAGAAGGCAACGACAAGGAGAUCCAGAGGAUAAUGGUGAACUACGAGAAGCUGAAGUCCCGCAUCAGUGAGAUCGUGGACAGCAAGCGGCGUUUAGAGGAAGACCUGAAGAAGCAGGCGGCUGAUUACAGGGAGAUCGACAAGAGGAUGAACAGCAUCAAGCCUGAUCUCAUCCAGCUCAGGAAGACCAGGGAUCAGUACCUCAUGUGGUUGACACAGAAGGGCGUCAGGCAGAAGAAGCUGAACGAAUGGCUGGGAAUCAAAAACGAGAACCAGGAAGAUCAAUACUCGAUUGGGGACGACGACGAGGACUUGCCGCACCACGACGAGCGCUCCUGGAAACUCGGGAACAUUAAUCGGCUCCAAGCCGAAGCUCUUCUACGUGGCAGAGACGGAACAUUCCUGGUUCGAGACAGCAGCAAAUCAGGCUGCUACGCCUGCAGUGUUGUUGUGGACGGAGAGGUCAAGCACUGUGUCAUCAACAAAACUCCCACAGGCUUUGGUUUCGCCGAACCUUACAACCUGUACGGCUCACUGAAGGAACUGGUUUUGCACUACCAGCACACAUCCCUCGUUCAGCACAACGACUCUCUAAACGUCACGUUAGCAUACCCGGUUUACGCACACCCGCGGCGAUGAGAACCCUGUGAUCACGCGCUUUGUCUGGACUUCAAAGCUCACUAUUGGAGCUCAGAAGGAGGGAGGACGAGACAAAAAAAAGGCCUCAGCUCCUGCAGCGAAGCCUCCACUUUGGAUUCAGGAUGGAGGGUUGUUUUUUUUUUCGUUGCUAAACCCCAAAAGCAGAGAUUUCAGCCAAGAUCUCGAGGAGUCGUAUCGUUUUCCUCGCGGUCAAGCGGAAACUGCUGAACUUUGAUCUCUCUCCCAAAAUGGAGGACGAUGGAGGCCUUUCUCAAAAUGGUGCUUGUUCAUUUCAAAGCUUUACCCACUGUUUGAAUGUGGAACGCUCACGACGAUGACCUCUGGAGAGCAACUUUUAUUUUUACAUACUACUCGGAGAGAGGUGUGGGGGUGUGUGUGUGCGUGCGUGCGCGUGUGUAAGUGAUGUGACCAAAACUCACAGUAUCUAAAAGCUAUUCGUCAUUGGCGUGUUCAGGGUGACGAUGUGAACAGACCAUGGAAUCAGCUGAUCAAUGUAGCAAGAUGGCACUUUCAAAAACAGUAUAUUUUGGUUUUUUUUGUUUUUUGUUGUUUUUUCCAAACAAAGGACUGUGAACAAGCAAACAAUUUGAACAUCUCAUUUCAAAUGAGCAUGAACAGAGGACAGGGACAGGAUGUGUGGCAUUUUAUUCUGCGAGCAUUACAGUGACUGCUUCUGCCUUUUAUGGACGAGCGAGGCACGCAAAAGAACCUAAAAACAAAUUCAUUUUUGUACAUACAGACUUAAAGAAAAAAAAAAAGGAAAAAAAAAACGUGAUUGAAACCAUGUUGUACCAAAAACUGCCCUCAGUUCCUUCUCAGUUGUAUUCAAAUGUGCUAUGCAAAUUCUUUUUCUCCUUUUCUUCUCUACAGAGUUGUGAUUUUAUUUUACAUGUUGCUACCCAUAAUAUAAUUUUCCUUCUUUUUUUUUGUUUUUUUUGUUUGUUUACAGCUUUUUUUUUUUUUUUUUUUUAAACGUAGUAUAUGAGUAUUUUAAGUGUUAAAACCAAGAGAUGGCUUCACUUUUUACAAAAGAUUAAUGAUAAAAUACUUUAUUACAAAAUUUCUUUAUCAGCAGCUGGUUAGUUUAAUCAGAUGAGUAUUUUAUUAGUCUUUUUCAAUGAGCUUUUUAUUUUUUUGGUUUGUUUCUCCCCUCCCACUAGGCAGAGCCUGGAGGACGUUAGUGCUGCUUUUUGUCAAUAGUACAAUAAAUCACCGAUCAUUUUCAUUCGUUGCGAUGUUUUUGAAGCCGUUCGAUUUGGGGAAACGAGUUCCCGUCUGAGAAUCCCGUCGCUUUAGUUUCUUUUGAAAUGAAUUUUCAGUAAAUGGAGACGGGGGGGCAAUUUUUUUUUUUCCAGAUAAAUGAAGAACAGCUGUUUAUUCCUUUUUCCAGAUCGUUUUUCUGUAUCAGAAAAACUCACUAGUGUUUACAUGACCGAGUCAGAAUCUAUAUUUUGACUCGUGUCCCUCGUAUACUGCUCUGCUUUUCCCUCAAAGCUGAUCAACUGUAGUUCUUCCAUUUACAGGAAAAUCAACUCAGCGCCUUUUUUCUUUCUUUCUUUUCUAACUGCCAGCUCAAUGGCUCCAUUUUGUCAUUUGCUGUCCUAAUGUCCUCAUCAGAGAUUACAGUAUUCUAAGCUUUAUGACUGGUGACGUCUUUGGCAUAGAGGAUUGCCUCCAGCUCGACUCGUGUCUAUAUUGCAGUUAUGCAUCCGAUGAUAUUUUGCAUAAAUAAAACAUUGUGAACCAA